Molecule: messenger RNA, 872 nt
Organism: Sapajus apella (tufted capuchin)
Lineage: Eukaryota; Metazoa; Chordata; Mammalia; Primates; Cebidae
Product: protein BRICK1
Exons: 1
Coding region: 17-244 (75 amino acids)
Biological process (GO): regulation of actin polymerization or depolymerization; cell motility; actin filament organization
Cellular component (GO): SCAR complex
Molecular function (GO): protein-containing complex binding
Source: RefSeq, a predicted model, not a curated record
UCCUCAGGCGGCCGCCAUGGCGGGACAAGAGGAUCCGGUGCAGAGGGAGAUUCACCAGGACUGGGCUAACCGGGACUACAUUGAAAUAAUCACCAGCAGCAUCAAGAAAAUCGCGGACUUUCUCAACUCGUUCGAUAUGUCAUGUCGUUCAAGACUUGCAACACUAAACGAGAAGUUGACAGCCCUUGAACGGAGGAUAGAGUAUAUUGAAGCACGGGUGACAAAAGGUGAGACACUCACCUAGAACAGUGCCGUCGUGCUGCUGGGAAGUUGCUUUACAGAACACAGGCCACAUGGGAAAGGCCCCAGCAGCCUUCAGCUCCUUCCUUUCUCCUUAAAGAGCAACAGGGCUUAUUCUUGUUUUUCUUUUUUCAAAAGUGUGGCCUUUGGUCUCUGCCAUCUGGGGUGUGGUGUGGUAUGUGGGGAGAAGUCCAGAGGAACUGUUGGAAAUAACAUUAGGCAUUUUACCUUUUCAGUAACAUUUUAUAGAUCUACUUUUCAAAUGUAUUUGAAAUAUUCACAGCCAAAAGCCUGGGACUCUUUGUGAAGGUCCUGCCCACCUCUGUCCUUCUUUCUCUCUCCCUCUCUCUCGCUCAAACUUUCCUUAAAGUUCUCAUUGCCUUUGCACUGCUUCUGUGAACAGUCUGUCUCCUCCCCACCUUUGGUGGGAAGUAGGGAGCAGCCCUGGCCAAAACACACAUGUCCUGACAAUGUGGCUGCCAGAGAAUGUUCUUGCUAACCCACCAGUUUCUUGUUGAUUUGGGGAGGUCAAGGCCAGGCCCCCACUUGGCUUGAAGGGUCAUUUUCAAACUUUUCUUUCUGUCACUUGGGGUGUCUGUACCUCUCAUAUUUCCCUAAUAAACUCCUCAAUU